UGUGGUGUUUCCUCAUGUCUACCUUAACCCUCCUUGGUGAGAUGGCUGUGGAGUCUCUGCUGGUUCCUGUGAAGUCGAAACGGACUCUGUGGACAGACAGCAGGAGGCGAGAAAACCCGCCGCAGUCCUCCAUUUUUUAAAAAUAACAACGGUUUGGUUCUGCAGAUGACGAGCCUGGAUCCUGAAAACCCAGAAAACUGCUAAACAUCUGGUCAGCACGCCUGAAUACUGGAGACUGGCCCUGGACAGGUCUGUGUUGUAGCUGUGUGGCCGGGCAGCCUGGCUGCCUCCCUGCCUCCAGAUGAAUGAAGAGCACUCCGGGAAACAGAGACACAGCUAAUGCAGGACAUGCAGGUGUUUCUGCAAAUAUGAUGAAGAAAAAGAAUCCCCAUAAGAAACACAAAAGCAGUCUGAGUCCGACCACCAAAGUUCUGUCGCCGCCGAGACGCAACAUCGUCGGCUGCAGGAUCCAACACGUCUGGAAGGAAGGAGGAGGAGGACAUGUGGUCUGGAAGGGAGCAGUGCUCGACCAGGUGCCAGUGAACCCGUCUCUCUAUCUGAUAAAGUAUGAUGGUUUCGACUGUGUUUAUGGUCUGGAGCUUCAUAAAGACGAGAGGGUCCAGGGACUGGAAGUGCUCCCUGACAGACUAGCUAAAUCCCGUCUAACAGACGUCAACCUAGCGGACACCAUGAUAGGUAAAGCAGUGGAGCACAUGUUUGAGACGGAGGAGGGUCCAAAGGAGGAGUGGAGGGGGAUGGUGCUGGCCCGGGCGCCCAUCAUGACCACCUGGUUCUACAUAACCUACGAGAAAGACCCGGUCCUCUACAUGUACCAGCUGCUGGACGACUACAAAGAGGGAGACCUCCGCAUCAUGCCCGACUCAAACGACACUGUCCCGACGGAGAGGGAACCCGGCGAGGUGGUGGACAGCCUGGUGGGUAAACAGGUGGAGUACGCCAAAGAGGACGGCGGCAAACGAACGGGCAUGGUCAUCCACCAGGUGGAGGCCAAGCCCUCCGUCUACUUCAUCAAGUUCGACGACGACUUCCUCAUUUACGUCUACGACCUGGUCAAAACUUCGUAAGACUUUGCAGACGUCCUGAGCCCCUCCCACGCGACACAAACAAAAUGCGGCACAUGUUGAAACAUCUGAAGCAUUCGAUCCAGCGCUUGUUCGACCUCAGACUAUCAAAGACAAAGACUCCAAAAAAAGAAAUUCAGACAACGGAAAAAGACAGGAUAGAUACUUCUUGAGAAACGGCGGGAAUGUUUAAGAUGGGGAAAAAAGCGCAGCUGGGUGAGAUUGAAGACUCAUCCUGACCUUCUUAGACCCUUAAACUAUAUAUAAAAAUGGCUUUUACAUUACUCUUA
Molecule: messenger RNA, 1372 nt
Organism: Sebastes umbrosus (honeycomb rockfish)
Lineage: Eukaryota; Metazoa; Chordata; Actinopteri; Perciformes; Sebastidae
Gene: spina
Product: spindlin-1
Exons: 8
Coding region: 306-1085 (259 amino acids)
Biological process (GO): gamete generation
Source: RefSeq, a predicted model, not a curated record